Molecule: messenger RNA, 687 nt
Organism: Erythranthe guttata (spotted monkey flower)
Lineage: Eukaryota; Viridiplantae; Streptophyta; Magnoliopsida; Lamiales; Phrymaceae
Product: stress-induced protein KIN2
Source: RefSeq, a predicted model, not a curated record
CUUCCCAGUGAAUAGGCAGCCAGCCAAUGGACAUUGAUUCAUAUGCUUCUGUGGAUUGACACGUGGCGAAUUAUAAUAGGGAGUCAAAUGUCGAAUACAGAAUGUGACACGUGUCAACAUCUUAACUAGGCCUCACUUAGUAUAAAUACCACAGCCAACAUAUGUUUUCAAAUCACAAACAAAUUUAGUAUUUCAAUACACUCUUCUCUCUGCUUUUAAUUUUCUGUAUAAUCAGAUUUUCAUAAUCAAGAAAAUGGAUAACUCCAACAACAUGAGCUACCAAGCUGGCCAGACCAAGGGCCAAGCUGAGGAAAAGGGCAACCAGAUGAUGGAGAAGGCAAGCAAUGCUGCACAGUCUGCCAAAGAAUCGAUGCAGGAGAUUGGACAGCAGGCUCAGGCCAAGGCGCAAGGUGCAGUCGACGCUGUCAAGAACGCAACCGGGAUGAACAAAUGAGAGCUUCACUUUUUUCGUCUCCGGUUUCUUAAUUUUUAAUUUGUCUCUUUUUUUUUCGAGUUAUUUGUUUGAAGUUUUGGAGUUUAGAUUUGAUGAAGGGGCAAUGUUUGGUUGCUCCUGUGUUAGGUAUUUGGAAAUUUCUUGUGCAUGUUUCUUCUUUUCUCAUCUGUGUGAGGAAACAUGAUUUUGUAAUGUUCUCUUUUUGAUCUAAUAAAUAUCGUUUUUUUUUAGCU